AUGCAGAUGUACUUUUGGAUGAAUUCAAGCAAUAGGGCACCUCUCUCUCUCUCUCUCUCUCUCUCUCUCUCGCUCACACCACACUCUCACCUUUCUUACACUUUUUUUUAUUCACUCCCUCUCAAUUUUUGUCUGUCUCUCUCUCUCUCUCUUUCUCUCUCUCUCUCUCUCUCUCUCUCUCUCUCAGAUUAUGGAUGCCUCACACCACACUCUCACCUUUCUUACACUUUUUUCAUUCACUCCCUCUCACUUUUUGUCUGUGACUCUCAUAUAAGUUUAUUUAUUCUUUAUCUUUUUUUGUUCAUUCUUCCAAUAGAAUUGAUUAUUUAUUUAGUUUUAAUAAUUUCAUACAUUCCCGAUCAUAUUCUUUCUUUUUGUCUCCUUUUCAUACUUUCUUUUUCUUGUUUUGAUUCUUUCUUCCAAUUCUUUUCUUUUUUUUCUUCAACUAACGUUUCUGUCUUUCUUCAAAUAGAUUAUGUUAUUUCUUUCUUUCUUUCUUUCUUUCUUCAAACAGCGUUAUCAUUACUUUCUUGCUUGUUUGUUUUAUUUAUUCAAAUAGCGCUUAUAAUUUCUUCUUUCUUUCUUUCUUUCUUUCUACCUUCUUUCAAAUAG
Molecule: messenger RNA, 612 nt
Organism: Acanthosepion pharaonis
Lineage: Eukaryota; Metazoa; Mollusca; Cephalopoda; Sepiida; Sepiidae
Source: the annotation of a GenBank genome assembly